UAUCGCCGCCUCUCUGCUUUCACUGCCUCCAGCUCAGCUUUGGGGCGGCGAUAUUCUCCUGGUUGAGCCCAAGGUCCCUUACCAUCCAAUUCGUCCUCCCAUGUCCAGAAAUCCUGUGUAGGUGGGUCCUGUUGCUGUUUCACACGUCGCUUGGUCCGAUUCUGGUGGGUAAUUCUGUCACGAUCGUCUAUGGGUGAGAGAGAGGACCAAGGCGCAGCGUGUGAAAAAUACAUUCUCUUUUAUUUAGAGAAAGGAAAAACACGAAACGAACACUGAAUACAAACUAAACAAAACAACAGUGACGCUAAAUGACGUAAGUGCAAUGACAAGCAACAAACGUUCAACAUAGACAAUUACCUACAAAACCCCAAUGCCUAUGACUGCCUUAAAUAUGGCUCUCAGUCAGAGACAAUGAACCACAGCUGCCUCUAAUUGAGAACCAAUCUAGGCAGCGAUAGACAUAACUAGACAACUACACUAGACACUGCUCCAUACACAUACAACACUCCUAGACACUACAAAAACACAUACAUUCCCCAUGUCACACCCUGACCUAACUAAAAAACAUAAAGAAAACAAAGAAUACUAAGGCCAGGGCGUGACACGUAUCUCCAUGUUACAGCGUGUGCUUGCGGAAGACAGAUGUACGACAGUACUAAUUAGCUAUCUAGCAUGCUCCAAAAACCUGUGGGUAAUAGAAGAAGGCCGCCAGAAACGUAUUGUCACUGAAAAAUUCUGUCGGCUGCAACUGUGAUAAAGCCAGUUAAAAUAGUGUACAGUAAGUGUUAAUUUUGCAUUUGUAAAAUUAUUUUGAUCUGAUAUGAAUGUAAAGGGCUUUAUGUUUCUAGAAACAUAUCACAAUUGAGAAUCGAUUUGUGUUUAGAUGGAGUAUUUGGCUGUUUUGGCUGCCAGAACCAGUCUACCUCUGAAAAUAACAUACAUAGUCCUUCGACCAUGAGGAAUAACGGUACGGUAGGCUCCUUAAGAGUACAUCUUGUCUAGCCUGCCCUGCACAGGUGUUCGUUUGCGUAUUUCGAAAGUAAACUGAUAAUCUACUACUAAUGCUUUGAACACUUGCUCUAACGUUUCAGAUGCACAGAGUCUAGAGUGACACUUUCAGGAGGCUAUACUGUCUUCAGUAUUGUGAACGUUUCUCAACAAAUAAGUCGAAGUCGGAGAGGCUUGCUGACUUUUGUAUGUUAACUCUGUCAUUCUCCAUGGCGUUCACUGUGUACGCUAUUAAACUAUGUGUGUUGUGUACAAUCACCAACGUGUCUGUGUGUCAGAUAAGGAGAAGGGUCCGGGGUGGCUGAUGAAGAAGGGGUUUACACUGAUCCUAGUGGGCCACAUCAACUUCAUCCUGGGAGCCAUCGUCCACGGCAGCAUCUUGCGUCACAUCUCCAAACCCAACGACCAGAUCACCACCGAGUUCACAGCAGCCAACAUCAUCUCUGUCACUUCUGGACUGCUGAGCAUUGCAACAGGAAUCAUUGCCAUAUUGGUGUCAAGAAAUCUGCCCGUUUGGAAACUGCACAUAGGUCUUCUGAUUAGUUCCUUCCUGAAUGCCCUACUCUCUGCGGCCUGCGGCGUCGGGCUCCUAUUGGCUAUUAGCCUCACAAUUACCAAUGAGGGGCGGGGCCUCAUGAUGGGCUGCAACUUCACUGACCAGCCAAUCAAUGCCCGCUCGCCAGUCAAUGCAGACUGCCCCUUCGACACCACACGGAUAUAUGACACUACCCUGUCUCUGUGGUUCCCAUGUGUUCUGCUGGCAGGACUGGAAACAGGACUGUCCAUCUGGUGCUUCGUAGUGGGACUGGUACUGAGGGGUCUAGGACCCUGCGCACACGCAUACCUCAAAGAACAGCUGGAGGAAGAGGCUCUGACCAAUAGGGCAGCAGCAGAUCCAGAGUACUCACCCCAAGGCCAAAGCCUGAUUGGAUAGAGGACUGUCACAGUCAGGGAGUGAUGACUGAACCUCGUCCUCUUCAGAGAACCUCCCUGAUGCCUAUACCUCCACUCAUACCAAAGACUCCUCUCCCUCUCAGUGAGCGGCUAGACUGUAAGAUGACCAUGUCUCUGUAUUUGUUCACGUCUGCUGAGAAAGUCAAACCUCCCAUUGAUCCGCCAACUACAUUUCACAAAUGCAAAAUGACAAACGCCUUUAGUGUAGAGAUUAUUCAUGGGAUGAAUAUCCUCGUUUUAGUAUUCCGCUAUGAUCAUGGAAAUGAUUGUAUUUAAUCCCAUUUGGCAUUUAUCAUGCUUCAUGCUCUGUUAUUCCCAUGCUUGAUUUUAACGGCUGGGCGUUAUGCCUAAAAAUCUUAUCUGCAUUUUUUUCUGACUUAUGGGCAAUUCACGAUAUGCUUUGUUGUACAAUUAAAGGUCAAAUACACUGCAUUUCAAAUAGUCAGCAAGAAUCUAAUGAAUUCAGGGCUUGUGAAGUUAUACCUAGGCUAAAUAUAAGCCUUCCACAACCACAAGACCCACUGAUAUAGUUUAACCUGCUUUUUGCAGUAAUCGCUGAUCUGGCUUUGUAGUCUGUCUAUGAAUAUGCCCUUUUUGUUACAAAGUUAACCCGAACCAUGCAUAAAGCACAUUCACUUAUAAUGACUAACUUCUUGUAGCAGGCAUUAUAGAAAAUUAACACUUAGCUCAUAAACAAUCUCUCAAGCACAAGCCCACGUGCUACUGAGUAACCAGCUAAUAUUUAUAUUUCAAGUUUAGCCAACUUGGAUUUAUUUGCUAACAAAGUAGAACAGUUUGUUCUACCUUGUUAUGAACACACCCUUCUGUCCAUCUACCAACUGUUUGAACGGCAUGCUAGCCUGUCAGAUAUUGAAAUCAAGUGGUCUACCUUAUUUCUCAAAAUGAGUAUGAAUAUUAUUGCACAUUUAUAAAACACAGACUAGACAGCUAGUAUAACAGUCUUUGGCUAAAAUGCUGCUCGAGGUACGUGGUACUGCAAUGCAGCGCAUGACAAACUGAGCAUUCAUUUUCCAAAAUUGUUACUCCUGUUUUAGUAGUCUGCUCUCGUGCAGUUUGAGGAGUUGAGACAUAAACGGGUAUCUUUAGAGGUUAACUUAUCCUCUAUUACAGUAAAAAAUAAUAUCUCGUCUUUCGGUGUCCAUAUGACUGAUUCUGUUGGACCAAACCUCAAAUGCAAAUAGUGACUAGCAAGUUGAAACCACUUGUCACAGAGUGAAUGAAGUGAUCUCUCGUCUUUGUUGUUGUGAGUGGCAGGGAGAGGGACUUGGUGUGUGUGUGUAAGGUGAAGGUGCAGUCACAGCAGAUGGAGCGAAGAAAACGAGACCAAAAAGGCAUGAGAACAAGCGGACAUAAACGCUCAUAAAAACUAAAAAUAAACAUGAUACUUUUUGCGAUACAGGCAUUUGGAAUAUCGCGCAAAAACACUAUUUCAAAUUAAUUCAAUAUAAUCGCCCAGCCCUACUUGAUAUAUGUAGGAAUAUAGCAAUAGCCUGCCUGAGAAGGGUUCUGGGGUUCAAUAUCAACUGUCUUGAAUUGCAUCCUCUCCUAUCCCCCAGUUUUUUUUCCCCCGAUGGUGCAUAUGAAGGAAAGGAAACGGGGAGAGGAAACCACUUUAGAGUACUGAGACGCGCCCUGAGAGUUUGUUUCAGGCGUAGCUGGGGGGGUGCUCACAUUCCCCAACACCAGGCAGAAGCGAUCAGCUCAGCGCUGAUGCGGUUAAUCUGGGGCUGGGUUAAAUCGAGCAGGGUGUAAUCUUUGCAUGCAAGGCUAAUCCCCCAAACCGAGGGGAAAAUCAAUAUUGACAUAAGGAGGUGACUGACACUAUAAAGCGGGUUACCUGUGCGUGCCCGGCUGAAGGUUGUCCCUCCAGGGCUGCUGUAGCUGAAGGGUGUCCCUCCAGGGCUGCUGUAUGUUGUUGAUACUACAGUAGUAAUACUACAGUAGUAGUACUACAAUGUGGCUUUGGAGUGAUAAGUUAAUGUAAGGCUACUCAUCAAGAUGAGCUGGAUUUCAGAGUUUAAACCCUGGUGUAUUGUCUGGAUUGUGCUCUAUCAGAAUGUGGUUCAUUUAUGUUUUGUGUAUAAGAGUUGGGGCAAUAUCCUAUUUAUUCAGUAAAUGAAGUUAAUUUCAAUUAAGUUUUAAUACUUAUUUUUUUUAAACAUGAGUGGAAUUUCAUUUCACCUCCUGAAUAAACUGAAUUGAUCUACAGUAAGCGUACAUAUUCCUUUAUUUAUAUGACGCCGACAAAAACAAUAAACAAUCCAAAACAACCGUGAAGCUAAAGGGCUAUGUGCCACAAACAAAGUUAACUUCAACAAAGACAGGUGGGAAAAAGGGAUACCUAAGUAUGGUUCUCAAUCAGAAACAACAAUAGACAGCUGUCCCUGAUUGAGAACCCUACCUGGCCAAAACAUAGAAAUAACAAAUAAUAGAACUAAAGAACAUAGAAUACCCACCCCAAUACACACCCUGACCAAACCAAAUAGAGACAUAAAAAGGCUCUCUAAGGUCAGGGCGUGACAGCCUAAUGCAUUUAAACUCAAUUUUUCACAAUUCCUGACAUUUAAUCCUAGUAAAAAUUCCCAGUCAUAGGCCAGUUAGGAUCACCACUUUAUUUUAUGAAUGUGAAAUGUCAGAAUAUUUUUCAUAUUUCUUCCAUCACAUUCCCAGUGGGUCAGACGUUUACAUACACUCAAUUAGUAUUUGGUAGCAUUGCCUUUAAAUUGUUUAACUUGGGUCAAUCGUUUUGGGUAGCCUUCCACAAGCUUCCCACAAUAAGUUCGGUGAAUUUUGGCCCAUUCCUCCUGACAGACCUGGUGUAACUGAGUCAGGUUUGUAGGCCUCUUUGCUCGCACGGGCUUUUUCAGUUCUGCCCACAAAUCUUCUAUAGGAUUGAGGUCAGGGCUUUGUGAUGGCCACUCCAAUACCUUGACUUUGUUGUCCUUAAGACAUUUAAGGGUCCAUUUGGAAGACCCAGAGUUUAAACCCUGGUGGAUUGUCUGGACUUUUGUACCAAGCUUUAACUUCCUGACUGAUGUCUUGAGAUGUUGCUUCAAUAUAUCCUCAUAAUUUUCCUACCUCAUGAUGCCAUCUAUUUUGUGAAGUGCACCAGUCCCUCCUGCAGCAAAGCACCGCCACAACAUGAUGCUGCCACCCCCGGGCUUCACAGUUGGGAUGGUGUUCUUCGGCUUGCAAGCUUCCACAUUUUUCCUCCAAACAUAACGAUGGUCAUUAUGGCCAAACAGUUCUAUGUGUUUCAUCAGACCAGAGGACAUUUCUCCAAAAAUUACGAUCUUUGUCCCCAUGUGCAGUUGCAAACCGUAGUCUGGCUUUUUAAUGACGGUUUUGGAGCAGUGGCUUCUUCCUUACUGAGCGGCCUUUCAGGUUAUGUCGAUAUAGGACUCGUUUUACUGUGGAUAUAGAUACUUUUGUACCUGUUUCCUCCAACAUCUUCACAAGGUCCUUUGCUGUUGUUCUGGGAUUGAUUUGCACUUUUCACACCAAAGUACGUUCAUUUCCAGGAGACAGAACGCGUCUCCUUCCUGAGCGGUAUGAUGGCUGCGUGGUCCCAUGGUGUUUAUACUUGCGUACUAUUGUUUGUACUGAUGAACGCGGUACCUUCAGGCGUUUGGAAAUUGCUCCCAAGGAUGAACCAGACUUGUGGAGGUAUACAAUUUAUUUUCUGAGGUCUUGGCUGAUUUCUUUUGAUUUUUCCAUGUCAAGCAAAGAGGCACUGUGUUUGAAGGUAGGCCUUGAAAUACAUCCACAGGUACACCUCCAAUUGACUCAAAUAAUGUCAAUUAGCCUAUCAUUUUCUGUAAUUUUCCAAGCUGUUUAAAGGCACAGUCAAUUUAGUGUAUGUUAACUUCUGACCCACUGGAAUUGUGAUACAGUGAGUUAUAAGUGAAAUAAUCUGUCUGUAAACAAUUGUUGGAAAAAUUACUAUUGUCAUGCACAAAGUAGAUGUCCUAACCGACUUGCCAAAACUAUAGUUUAACAAGAAAUUUGUUGUUGAAAAACAAGUUUUAAUGACUCCAACCUAAGUGUAUGUAAACUUCCGACUUCAACUGUAAGAUGGUUUUUGGUUU
Messenger RNA from Salvelinus fontinalis (brook trout), 6071 nucleotides. Its product is annotated as keratinocyte-associated protein 3-like. Bases 1247 to 1942 code for a protein of 231 amino acids. The record is from RefSeq and is a predicted model, not a curated record. Lineage: Eukaryota; Metazoa; Chordata; Actinopteri; Salmoniformes; Salmonidae. The transcript is spliced from 6 exons.